Molecule: messenger RNA, 987 nt
Organism: Anopheles marshallii
Lineage: Eukaryota; Metazoa; Arthropoda; Insecta; Diptera; Culicidae
Exons: 4
Coding region: 1-987 (328 amino acids)
Source: RefSeq, a predicted model, not a curated record
AUGAGAAUUUCUUACACCCUUUGGACGGCGGUCGUACUGUGCUCGGCGCUAAGCAUUUCUUCGGCGAGAAAGCUUGAAAAUAUUGCUUCCAAUAUUAUACCCGGUAGUAAUGGUUUGGGACAGCAGAAGCAGAAUGCGGUCGACACGUACGAGGAUGUAUCGGGUUCGGAAAAUCAGCAAGAUGUGGGAAGCGAAGCACUGCCGGAGAGUACGGAAACUAACGAAAUUGAAGAUGAAGUUGCCAGCCCAGAAGUGGUAAAUGAGGUGUUGGAAGAAUCGAACGUUGUACCACAGGAAACGGUGAGCGAAGCGACCGUGGUCAAUAUGGAUGAUUCGAGUUUAAUAAAUCGAUACUGUCGGUGCACGGCGUACGAGUGUAACUGUUGCCGGGACAUUGAUGUACCGCUGUUUCCAGUAAAAGGUCCUGGUUGUGCCGUGAUACAGUAUCUCGAUGGUGAUCGUAUGUCUGUUGGUGUGAAGUUUGCCGAUCGUAUGAUCGUGAAUCGUGUCAUUUCGGCACGAAGAGCAACUCCAGUCUGUUUGCCACUGCCCGGUGGAUAUAAUCGAUUCUGUGGACGCGUUUACGGCAUCUCACGAAAGGCUAACGAGGGCUUUAAGGCUUGCCUCGGGCUGGAGCUAAGGGCGGAUGAUGAAGUAGAAGCGGUGCUGCGAGUGUCCUGCUUCAAGUUUGGUCCCCGUGGAUUGUCCGUCAUGGAUGCGGAACCACUUCCACCGGUUGAUGAUAUCGAUGUGGGCGACGAGGACGAUGAGGAUGAGGAAGAUGAAGCGGAGGAAUUAUUCGGAUUUUCGCUCGACGAAGACGACGAGGAGGAUGAUGACGACGAGGAAGAUGACGAUGAUGACGGUGGUGCCGAUAGCGUGCAGGAGAAUGAAACCGAUGCGGGCGAUUCACCAGACUAUACCGGGUUCAGCUUUCUCGAUCGUGACCUAAUGGGAAGCAUAUUUGGGGUGAAAAAGUUUUGGUAA